AUGCCUUGUUUAUUUGCGGUCACUAAUACCUGGCUAGAGUGCGACCUGGCCACUGAAGCAAUGGUACUUAAUUCCGAACGGUGUCUGCGUCGAUUAUCCUCUGAAAAGGAGCUUCGCGCUAAUCUCGAACGGAUGGUUGAACAGCUGGCCCGACAACACCAGGCAUUAGAGAAGCAACUCAACGAAGCCCAGCGUUGUUCGAGGGUUAACGAGAGAGGUGUUGAUGUCCGCAAUCACCAUCAUAAUUACCUUUUCAAUCAUAAACAAAAGCAGAUUGUAGAGAAUAACAGCGCCUUAUUGAGAAGCGGAGGACCGGAGCGCGGAGAUAUGGGCGAGUUUUCCACUGGCUUCGUUGCGACUGGCGCAAACCGUUCGAAGAAUGAUCAAAGUGAUAUGGAGCCUCAUUUAUUCACGCCCAAGGAGCAUUCGAAUUGCAAUACAUUAAAACCUUUAUCCUCACCCAUUCAUCACUCCGAUAUUCCUUCUUCAGCUUCCGAGUGCCAGUUUGACUUUUACUCCCGAAUUGAUGAGUUAAACUCUGCAGCACUUUCUGGAAUUUCUAAAAACCUUCCUGGCACUCAAUCCAUGGCUGUUUCUUAUGCUAAUCGCACUAUCGAGUCCCCUGCACCUAACACUGGGACCAAUAAAGUGGUUGACCUUGAUCAACAAGAUGGUGGUAACGAAGAAGGCGAUGAGGAUGACCUAUUCUACGAUGCCCAAUCGACUUGCUCCACGUUAGUGCGUCAAAAUACUCUGUCUUUCCCCAUCCAAACCGAACCCGUUGCUUUGGGUUCCAGCUUUGGGCAUCCAAUGAAGUCCAAUCUUUACUCUUCAUCUGGUGUUCAGGUUAUCGAAAUUUUGCUUGUAAACUAA
Messenger RNA from Protopolystoma xenopodis, 873 nucleotides. The record is from the annotation of a GenBank genome assembly. NCBI's taxonomy places the organism in Eukaryota, Metazoa, Platyhelminthes, Monogenea, Polystomatidea, Polystomatidae.